GAACCUUCCCCUCACCGGAAGUAACCCCGCUCUACUUCCGGUUUCUUCAGGGGGCGGUGUCAAGGCUUUUAUUUUGGAAAGCAGAUCUCCCGGUCGCCUCCUCCUCGCCUCCAUAGCUCGACUGUGCUGCUGCGGAUGGUUGGACUGUUUCCUCCGGUGAAAGAACAGCAAGAACAGGAAAAAAAAAAGCACCGAGAGCAUCCACACCACCCCCUCUCCCCCCCCUGUACCUCUCUCUCUCCCCACACACACACACCUACACACACCUACACACACACCCCUAAAAUGCCUCACCGCCGCGUGUAAACCAGAGAGAGAGAGAGAGACAUUCAGGUCCAGUGGGAGAAACCAGAUAGAGGCAGGAUGUUGCAAGUUCUAGCUUGUGGCGCCGUGGUUUUCCCCGGUCUCUUCUUCGCCUUCAGGAGGAUCCUGCCGUGCGUGUUCAAGCACUGGAGCGAUGCCGACGUGGUGCUGGUCAGCGAGAGACUGGUGUCCUCCAUCCAUGCCGUCAUGGCAACCACGGUAGGAGUCAUCGUUUUGACAUCAUGCCGGGAGAGCGUCAUCAACGACACUCACUGGCUGGCCACCUACUUUAUCAUCUGGUACGGUGGGCCCUACAUGACAUACGACAUCUUCGCCAUGUACCUCAGCGACUACCACCGCUUCCGCGUCAAAGGGCACGAGGACUACAAGCGGCAUUCACUGAGGACCAUAAACUCCUUCAUCCGCAGAGAGUUCCUGCUGGUGUUGCAUCACAUCGCCCUGCUCACUAUCCUGCUGCCCGUCACACUGUUCCUCAGAAGGGACAAGGGGGAUUUCUUCAUUGGCUGCUUGUUUCUAACAGAGCUCAGCACACCCUUCGUCUCCCUGGGGAAGAUACUUAUUCAGCUCAGCCUCCAGGACUGCUGGCUGCACAAGGCCAACGGCGGUAUGGUACUCCUCACCUUCUUCGUGUUCCGCAUCGCCCUCUUCCCCUACAUGUACUGGGUGUACGGCCGCCACUACGGCAUCCCACUCUACAGCGUUCCCUUCCACCUGCCGCUGUCCGCCAACCUGGGCAACAUCUGCAUCCUGGCGCCACAGGUCUACUGGUUCGUCCUGCUUUGCCGAAAGGGCUUCCGUCUCUACCGGCGUAGCCGCAUCCCAGACUCGUCUCCUGCGGCCGCCGUCACUGACAAUUCCAAGGAUGAUUGAUAUCCAGUUCACCAUCGCUCGCUCAAGCCGCACACUCAGCUACUAACGCAACUACUUCUGCAAAGGCACUAGUUUGACUUAACACAUUUCAAACCCCACCAUUGUACUUUAGUACACCAGGACUGCCUGCUCUUGUCCCACAACUCCUGGGCAUUUUUUCUUUUCCGCACACUUUAAAAUCCUCUGUUACAAAAUCUGCUGCCUAAGUGGACCUCUCCACCGGUCCAGCUCUACUACUGAAGUUUGAUGAUUUGCGGUUUUUUUCGGGGUUUUUUUUUUUCCAA
This is a messenger RNA of Anoplopoma fimbria (sablefish), 1478 nucleotides long. It is a transcript of the gene tlcd3a, whose product is annotated as TLC domain containing 3A. The transcript has 5 exons. NCBI's taxonomy places the organism in Eukaryota, Metazoa, Chordata, Actinopteri, Perciformes, Anoplopomatidae. The coding region runs from base 364 to 1194 and encodes 276 amino acids. The record is from RefSeq and is a predicted model, not a curated record. Gene Ontology annotation, cellular component: endoplasmic reticulum; membrane. Gene Ontology annotation, biological process: lipid homeostasis.